AUGACUGUCAAACGUUACGACGUCAAGUUAUAAAUAUUUAUAGGUUUUACUCGAUAAUUGAAAUCAAAAGACAAAAAAUGCUGUCAAGAGUGAAACUUAUAUUGGCUCUAACCAUCUUGGCUACUCUGGCCUGCACGGGCAAUGCCAUAAAAUGCUUUGUGUGUGAUUCUGUGUACAACCCAAAAUGCGAUGAUAAAUUUCACGCCGAUGAUUCUUUACUGUUUGAUUGCUCUCGCAUUGCUCCACCACGUUUCCUGCAGAGUUUCUUCGGCGUACGCAAUGCCACCGGAUGCAUGAAGAAGGUCGUCGAAGUUGACCCGGGGUAUCCAACAAUUGCCCGCAGCUGCUAUUUCGGUGACAUUAUCAACACUUUAGCUGGAUGCCAGGGCGAUCCCUCAUUGCCUUUCGCCAAGGAGCUGAGCUGUGACGUCUGCACCAAGGAUAAGUGCAACGGCUCCAGCUCCCUGGCCCCCAUUGCUGUUACCAUUUUGUUAUUCUUUGGCCUGGCCCGUAUGCUGGCCUAAUUCCUCUUUGCCAUUUGUUAUAUUCAUUUGUAACCAUUUGUAUCCCAAAGCUUAUUAAAUGGUAUAUUUAUUAAUAUAUAAUGAUAUAUAAUAUUUAAA
Molecule: messenger RNA, 623 nt
Organism: Drosophila willistoni
Lineage: Eukaryota; Metazoa; Arthropoda; Insecta; Diptera; Drosophilidae
Exons: 3
Coding region: 78-524 (148 amino acids)
Biological process (GO): regulation of synaptic transmission, cholinergic; sleep; positive regulation of voltage-gated potassium channel activity
Source: RefSeq, a predicted model, not a curated record